CAUGUGCCAUCUUAUUUAAACUAUCGAAUGAUUGUGUAUGUUCCGUUCAGCGAUUGCGCGAGUGCUAAAAAUUAAUUGCAACAUAAAUGGGUAAAUAAUUCUUGUUCAUUUGACCGUGUAAUGCUUUUUUAAUACGCGUGUACACGAUAGCUGUCAAUGAGAUGGGUCAACUAGCUAUUGUUCUUUAAUAACGCUAAUGGACCUAAACGGCGUUCGAAGGAUGUUGAGAAAUAUCGCGUUCUAACAAACGAAAUGUCCAAUCAUACGUAAAAUAACAAAAAAACCGCCUUCGCUCGUUGUAGCCUUAAACGCCGGUGAAAUUAAAACAAAACUUUGCGCGUUUAGAUUGUGCAAUUUUAAGUGACAUGAAGGCUAUCAUAUUUUGCUGUAAUGCGUUUCGAAUGUAAUUUUUAUUGCGUCCAACGGAAACAAUAGAACAAUAGAAACAAAUUAGUUAUGUAGUAAAAGUAGUAAAGUAACUACCUCCUUGAAUUUUAAUUUCUACUUUUGGGACGUUCUUUCUCAUAUACGUUUCACAGUUUUUUUUUCUUUUACGAUUAUUUUCUGUUGUGUUAAAAAAAUGAUAAUUUUGUUUUUACCGACUAUCUGGUAUUGAACUUCCAUGGAUUACCGUAGCAAUAACAUUAUUGAUUAUGAGAUCUUUUUUUAUAUACGCUUUACAGUUUUUUUACGAGUAUUUUCUGCUGUGUUAAAAAAAAUGAUAAUUUUGUUUUUACCAACUAUCUGUUAUUGAACUUUCAUGGAUUACCGGAACGUUAAGAUUAUUCAUAUAAAUUCGUACAUAUUACAUUCAUGAAGAAUUUGUAUUGUUUGCGAUUCGUGCAAAAAGUAUGAAGGCUAGCGGCGACUUUUCCUUCACUAACGUGAGUUAGGUUUCGCGUUCUUUCUGGGUAUAUAAGCGGCCGAAAGGCUUUGGUGUCUUUCAGUUCCUUACCGUAACGUGAUACGUGAAUACUGUAAAUUGAUACAGGUGUAUUUAUUGUUCCUUUCUUUUCUUUUUUUUUUUCAAUUCGCGAUAUCGCGAUAUGUGAUCAUACAUAUUUACGAAGAAAAACUGAAAAUACAUGCGUGUGGGCAGCUGCGGCGCUACGGUGAAAGUUGAGACUUUCACAGGUAUUUGAUUCAUAAUGGCCCCGGAAAUGAUAGAUCGGCGGAAAUGGCAAUCGAAAGGUAGCCAGUUUAACAAACUUAUUAAGAAACGAAUACCGAUCAUUGACUGGUUACCAAAAUAUAAUUCCGAAAAAUUUUUAAAUGAUGCCAUCGCUGGUAUUACUGUUGGACUUACUGUUAUGCCGCAAGGACUCGCUUAUGCAACACUGGCAGGAUUAGAACCGCAGUAUGGUCUCUAUUCUGCAUUUAUGGGAGCUAUGGUAUACAUAAUAUUUGGGUCGUGUAAAGAUAUCACAAUUGGACCAACUGCACUUAUGGCACUCAUGACUCAUGAAUACGUGCAGGGUAGAAAUGCAGAUUUUGCAGUAUUGCUUGCAUUUUUAUGUGGUUGCUUGCAGUUGUUAAUGGCUUCUUUACAUAUGGGAGUACUUAUAGAUUUUAUAUCGAUACCAGUCACAGUUGGUUUUACUUCUGCAACAUCUGUUAUAAUUGUGGUUUCCCAACUCAAAGGUCUAUUGGGAUUGAAGAUUUCCUCUCAAGGAUUUCUAGAUACGUUAACGAAGGUGUUUAGUAAUAUUCACACGGCUAGUCUAUGGGAUACUGGAAUGAGCUUCUCUUGUAUUACUGUUUUGUUAAUGUUUAGGAAAAUGAAAGAUAUUAAGUUUGCCUCCAACAAUGAAAAAUCAAACAAAUAUCACAAAAUACUACAGAAAAUAAUAUGGUUAAUAUCGACAGCACGAAAUGCUAUCAUUGUUAUCGUUUGUUCUACUAUCGCUUAUAAGUUCAACUCCGUAGAAUCUGGCUCUCCAUUCAUUCUUACUGGUCCGGUUAGAUCUGGUCUUCCACCUUUUGGUUUACCUCCAUUCUAUACGCAAAUUAAGAACGAGACCUUAAGUUUUACCGAUAUGUGUUCAGAAUUGGGUGCAUCCAUAGCAUUAGUACCCAUAAUUGGUGUUCUUGGAAAUGUGGCAAUUGCAAAAGCUUUUGCGAAUGGUGACAAAGUUGAUGCUACCCAAGAACUAAUUACUUUAGGAAUUUGUAAUGUUCUUGGAUCUUGCGCAAGUGCAAUGCCAGUUACUGGUUCUUUUAGCAGGUCUGCUGUGAAUCAUGCAAGUGGUGUAAAAACACCAAUGGGUGGUUUGUACACGGGAAUAUUAAUAUUACUGGCUCUGAGCCUGCUGACACCAUAUUUUUACUUUAUACCGAAAGCUUCUCUAUCAGCAGUUAUUAUCUGUGCUGUGAUAUAUAUGAUUGAAUAUCAAGUUGUGAAGCUUAUAUGGAGGACUAGUAAAAAAGAUUUGAUCCCAAUGUUUGUUACAUUUUUAUUUUGUCUAGCUAUCGGGGUGGAAUAUGGAAUAUUAUUAGGUGUAGGAACAAAUCUUAUAUUUUUAUUAUAUCCCUCUGCACGUCCUACGAUACACGUUGAUAAGUGUACAACUAUCUCUGGAGCUGAUUAUCUAUUAGUAACACCGGGAAACAGUCUUUAUUUUCCUGCUGUAGAUUUUAUUAAAAAAUCCGUUGGCAAUGCUGGAAGAAAACAGGGUUCCAGUCAGAUGCCAGUUGUAGUUGAUUGUAGAUAUAUUUUAGGAGCAGAUUUUACCGCUGCUAAAGGAAUAGCAACAUUAAUAAAUGAAUUUAAUAACCGAAAACAAGGUCUGUAUUUUUAUAAUCCACGAUCAGAAGUUAUUGCAGUAUUGAAAGGUGCAUGUGGGGAAGAAUUUCAACAUAUUUCUAAUCAAGAGGAAUUAUCAUAUUUGUUAUCGUCAUGUCAAGGUCAAACUUCACAACAACUUUUAGAAGUAACACACGAUAAAACUAAUGAACGUCUAAUGCUAGGUAAUGGAAAUGGAAAUCGAAAUGGACGUUCGUGUCAUGAACUUAGCGAAGUUACAACUACACUGUUACAUGCAACGGCUAGUUAGAAAAAUGGGAGGUAAUUUAUUAAAACUUCUUUAAGAAUGUAUUAUGUAUUUUCUACAUUUCAUUAAUAUUUUUCGCGUUGACUGAAAAUCUUGUGCAUUUAAUUUAAAUAAGCGUAUCAUUGUGGAAUUUCAUAUAAUACUCUUCAAUAUUAAGUAUGUACUAUCUAAAGUUAAAACGACAAAUAUUUAUUAAACAUGAGUUGUUAGGAAAAUCAUCGGCCAUAUAAUACAGUUAUGAGUGUGCGAUACCAUGACAAAUUUUAUAUGAGUUGUAAAUGUAAAUAUAUACAUAAAUGAAAUAUAUUGUUAUAAAUUCUA
Hylaeus volcanicus is the source of this 3371-nucleotide messenger RNA. Its product is annotated as sodium-independent sulfate anion transporter-like. Gene Ontology annotation, molecular function: sulfate transmembrane transporter activity. NCBI's taxonomy places the organism in Eukaryota, Metazoa, Arthropoda, Insecta, Hymenoptera, Colletidae. Bases 1149 to 3053 code for a protein of 634 amino acids. Gene Ontology annotation, biological process: transmembrane transport. The transcript has 9 exons. The record is from RefSeq and is a predicted model, not a curated record. Gene Ontology annotation, cellular component: membrane.